Messenger RNA from Merops nubicus (carmine bee-eater), 2084 nucleotides. It is a transcript of the gene POLI, whose product is annotated as polymerase (DNA directed) iota. The annotation marks the transcript as partial. NCBI's taxonomy places the organism in Eukaryota, Metazoa, Chordata, Aves, Coraciiformes, Meropidae. Gene Ontology annotation, biological process: translesion synthesis. Gene Ontology annotation, molecular function: DNA-directed DNA polymerase activity; damaged DNA binding. The record is from RefSeq and is a predicted model, not a curated record. The transcript is spliced from 9 exons.
CAGGCCAUGGGGAUUGUGCAGCAGCAAGGGGUGUGGGCAGCAGAGUGGUUGUGCACAUGGACCUGGACUGCUUCUAUGCACAAGUGGAAAUGAUCCAUAAUCCAAAAUUAAGAGACAAGCCUUUAGGUGUGCAACAGAAAUACCUCGUAGUUACCUGUAACUAUGAAGCAAGAAAACUUGGAGUUAAGAAACUGAUGUCUGUCAAGGAUGCUAAAGAGAAGUGUCCUCAGCUGGUACUGGUUAAUGGAGAAGAUCUAACUCCCUACAGGGAGAUGUCAUACAAGGUGACAGAGCUGUUGGGGGAAUUUUGUCCCCUGGUGGAAAGGCUUGGGUUCGAUGAGAACUUUGUGGACGUCACAGAGAUGGUAGAGAAAAGGCUGAACCAGCUCCAGCAAAGUGGAUGUUGCAGAGUCUGUGUGUCUGGCCACGUGUACAACAACCAAGCUCUCAACCUGCAGGACACGACGCACAUCCGGCUCGCCCUUGGCUCACAGGUUGCAGAGGAGCUGAGGGAAGCCCUGGCCACCAGACUGGGCCUGACGGGCUGUGCUGGAGUGGCCUCCAACAAGCUGCUGGCUAAACUGGUGUCUGGGACCUUUAAACCCAACCAGCAAACGGUUCUCCUGCCCGAGAGCUGCCAGGAGUUAAUGCGCCGCCUCGACUCCAUCCAAAAAGUGCCUGGCAUUGGCUACAAAACCACCAAACGUCUUGAGACACUGGGUGUUAGGAACGUGUGUGAUCUCCAGCUGUUCCCAUCUGCUCUGUUAGAGAAGGAACUGGGUGUUUCUGUCGCUCAGCGUAUCCAAAAACUCAGCUACGGAGCAGACGACUCCCCCGUGACUCCCUCAGGCCCUCCACAGUCCUUUAGUGAUGAAGAUUCCUUUAAGAAGUGUUCAUCUGAAGUGGAAGUUAAGGAGAAAAUUGAAGAGCUGCUUCCUAACCUAUUAGACAGAGUGCAGAAGGAUGGGAGACAACCACACACCAUCAGGUUGACCAUCCGGCAGUUCUCCUCAACAGACAAGUGGUUCAGUCGGGAGAGCCGCCAGUGUCCUCUCCCACCUCACCUCCUGCACAGGUUUGGCAGAGACAGCAGCGACCUUCUGUCCCCACUGGUUGAUCUGCUAAUGAAACUCUUCCGAAAGAUGAUAGAUGUAGAUCUGCCAUUUCAUCUCACCCUGCUGAGCAUCUGCUUCUCCAACCUCAAGGACCUUCCUAGCAGCAAGAAAGGAUCAAUUGGUUUCUAUCUAAAGCAGAUGUCACCACUAGCAGGCUCUGGGAAACGUGCCCGGGAAGUAGAAGAUGUCCCACAAGGUGAGGGAAGUGCUUCGUGGAACCAGGAGCACCACAGACCUGGAACUAUGAAAACCAGGAAACUUUCAGAGGGAGAGGAACUCAGUACAAAAAAAGCAGGAAUUCCUGACUUCCCCUUUCCCUUGUCUCCUGGUGACAUCGACCAGGAAGUCUUCAAGGAACUUCCAGAAGAUAUUCAGAAAGAAAUUAUUUCUGAAAAAACUACAGCAAUCCCUACUGGGAAUGUUUUGGGUCAGCCAUCAGGAUGUUUUUCCCCAAAUUCUAAGGGACCAGCCAACGACCCCCACUCUGCAGGAUGCAGCAUCCACCUUGCAUCAGCCCCUGAAUCCACAACUCCUCCAGCAGACAGCUCCAGGGCUGGUGGUUCCUCUGAGUGUCACAGGAACGUGCUGACAAGCAGCAGGGUGGAAAAACAACCUACUGACCAUCUGAGCUUCAGUGGGAGAGAUCUGUCACCUCCCAGAGCUGCAGCCAGCCCAGAUCAGAGCCAGCUCAAAGAUAAGCAGGCCUCUGAAACAACUUCAGAGGAUCAAGCUUGUAGUAGGGACGUGGGAAUUGUAUUUCCUCCAGAUGUUGAUGCAAAGACUUUUUAUGAACUACCUGCAGAGGUGCAGAAGGAACUACUUGCAGAGUGGAAAGGACAGGAAGCUGGGCCCAAAACUGCUGUGGAUAAACCCCCUGAAAGGCCCAAAGCAAGCAAAGGAAGGAGGAAUGCAGCAGCACCACGUUUCUCUCAGUCUAACAGCUUGCUAAGAUAUUUUAAACCACAGUGA